AUGGAAGAACACCCAAAGGCUUUAGAGCUGCCUUCUGAGGACGACCCUACUAUAGAGGCUUCACCUCCAGGGACAUCCAAGGCUGUAACGCCCGAUGAUGUUCUCCCAAAGGACGAAGUAUCAAAAGAACAAGUUGAAGACAGCAGUAAAAAUUGUGAACAACAAGGUAUAGAUGAUGGCAAUGAAGCCGCUUUAAACAGCAUUGAAAGCAUGGAAGAUCCUGCGCCGAUCUGCGCAACAACCAAUCGUGACUUGAAUUUCACAGAACCUCCGUCUAGAACGGAGGACAUUAACGAACAUGCUCAGCUGGACUUGACGGAAGAAGCCGAGCGCUUCCAUCCUGUGAGUUCCAUUCAAAUGACAAAUGAUCAAGACGAGUCUGCCAUGAAUUUCGUUACGUAUGAGUCUGGGGAAACACAUGUGCAGAACGGUUAUACUGCAGAGGAAGGAACAGAGCAGAUAUUUCAAGCGCAGUUAAACCAGAGCAAUCCUGACAAUCACCAGAAUAAUAAUGGUGACGGCUGUGACACCGUAGGUACAGAGGAAGCGUGUAAGAAUGCUUGUGUUGAUAACGGAGAGUGGGCUAGUGGUAAAACGCACCAAGAGAAGGAGGAAUUAGACAUGACUGCUGGACACCUUUUAUCCGCCAACCCUAACAGCGCCAACUCCCUAUGCAUCAAAGCCUCCUCCCCUGUUGAGACUACUAUGACUUUCGACGCAGAAGUCAGAGAAGAUGAGGAUUUAAAAGAACCCUUAAAACUCACCAGCAGCGUUCAAGAGAAUGACGUCGAAAUUAGUCCUGAAUCUCAACCUCUGUCAUCGGUACCGAAUCAAAUGAAAUAUAGUAAUGGAGUGGAGGCAUGUGGGGAACCCCAGAUGAUUCAGCAGAACCAAACGACCAUCGCCUCUCAAGAGCAGCCUAUAGAGUCUACUGAAUUGUCCGAAGGUCAUGGAAACAAUGUUCAGGAGUCCGUUAGUGAGGCAUUAUUAAUAGACGACAGGGUUGCUGUCCAACCCUGUACUGAAAUGCCAUGUAAGAUUGUGGACUAUGUCCAAUCAAAAGAAUAUGGUUCCGUAGUCGAAAAACAAAAUGGAGAAGACGAGAAGGACCGAACAAAUCUACUGAAAUCUGAAACCGAAGAGGUUUUGCUGAACGAAAAGGAAAAUUUAACUAAGGAUGAUUUUGAAACAAGGUACGCCGAGUUUGUCGGGCGUAUUCUUCCAGGUCACGACGUCUAUUAUUCCGAGAAGGAUCAGUCUGGACAGGAAAUUCCCCGUGGAGGCACUUUGCACAGGCAUGUUGAUGCUCGUUCUCCUUAUGCGAUGCUCUGGGACACUUCUAACGCUUCGGUGAGGACCAAGUCGGCCACUCUGGGUGCCCGAUCGCGACGACAACCAAUGAAGCCUCAACCAUCGAUCAAUGACGACCACCUAUUUCCGGAUUCCGUCACACCGUCGAAAGUAGACAAAACGCUAGUAGAGACGCAAACAGCAGAAAACAGUGACGCAAAAUAUGACGUGCCCUUUAUGGACGAUGAUGCCUUUCUACCCCGCCGGAUGCGCUCAAAGAGAGGGGAGGGGGAUGAAGAGGACGGGUACUCGGACUCGGACUCCGAUUACGAGAGCGGAGAGCUCUGCAAGAGUUUUCUGACCAAAGAUCAUUUGGCGCAUUUGGAUGACACGUCUACACAUUCCAGUAAGCCAGUUAUUUAUUAACGCCAGCUAACCAUUGUUUUGGCAACUUAUCAACUUGGAGUCUGAGGUUUUGGGGCCGUUUACUUAAGCGCACAUUACCUUGAAAAGGAACAAAUCACACUAGGUCUAAUGAGUUUAUUAUUUUAAAUGAACACUGUCGUCUUAAACUGUAAUACAGCAGGCCAGCACGCAGCAAAUGAUAAUCAAUACCGAAAAGUUAUAAUGGUUGAAAGGAAAAUCAAUUCGAGCAGGUGAGAAGAAGAGAGCCCAUUGAUUUUAGCACUGACAAAAAGCUCGGAUGAAAACAAAUGUUAAUCUGGUAUAAGCAAAUAGUCCCUCUUCUCGGGAAAAGACAUUUAGCCGAAUUUAUUUACAUUUACACACACAAAUAAGCGGAGGCAAAUGCCUCGUGCGGUUUUUAAAUGAAGUAUAUCCUAAAUUAAUCUUGUAGUUUUCGAUGACAUAUCUGCAUCUGCCAAAUAAGUCAGGUGAUCUAACUUAUUCAAUGCGGAUACGUCCAUGAAAAAUCUCAAAAUACAGGACACCGGCCCAACCGCGUCGCUCAAAACGUUCUAUUAACUCGUUGAACUAGUUUCAGGUAAACGAAAAUACAAAAGACUUGUUAUGUGGUAGCGCGUUUAUCAGAAAUGACAAAUAUUUUAAGAAAAGCAGAGAUGCCGGAAAUAUAAAACCUACCUAAAACAAGAAGACUUAUUUUAAGAAUAAUUAGGACAAGCAAAACCGUUUAACCACAACUGGGAAAGUCUGGCUGACAUUGUUCGGGCCACAUGUAUAUCCUGAAAACAGUAAUGUGGCAUUAGAAACGGCAGCCGGUCAUCUGUUUGAUAUUUAACAAGUGUAUUUAAGAUGGGGUGCAGAAAUUUAGGUAGAACGUUUUGCUUGUGCACUAUCCGGGCUAUGGAUUGUCCGGCAACUGCGAUCGUAACUGGUUUCAUCAGUAAAGCUGACCGGAGGGCGGACAGAAAUAACAGUUGAAGUAAAUGUGGGAGCGCAACGUCUUCUCUUUUCCGAAGUAAAUUCAGGGGAUGCAUAGGAACAUUCGGUCGUUUAUGUAUGCCUUAGAUUGGUACUGUCAGUUUUGUCUGCAAAAACGCGUUUUUCCUUGUACAUUGAAAUAAAUUUCUCUUUACUUUGUCAACUUUAAGUCCAAUUCCACGACAAAAAGUAUGCUGCAGAGUUGUCACAUGGAUAAUAAAAUAUAUGCCAAACGAUUAAAGCGGUGGCCUUUCCAUUCUCUAAUUGCGUAUCCGUUAAAAAUAAUCUCCGCCGACUCACAAAUUGAAAUUUUUAUGUAGAGCUUAAGUCUGUUCAAACAAGCGUGACUAAUCCCCGACUAUGCAGCUGUAGUCUAUGGUGGUAAUUAGCAUAUAAAAUUACCUCCCACCCCAAAUAUUGUCCCUUUGCCAACAGAAUAACUUAAAAAUAACUUUUGACAGAAAAAAGCUGUUGUACAACCAGUUAAAUGGCGCAGAGAAAUCUCCAGCAUUAGAGCAUUUAAACUUGACGAUCAUAAUUUCAGUUACCAUCUUCUACCGGUCCAGUCGUCUGCUGUUGAAGAAGCCGUAAAAUAUAGACAUUAUACUUAGAGGGAGUAAACUUCUGUUGUGAGUCUUUGUAAGCGAAACAACAUUCGUCUUAUAAAUGCCCAGUGCAUCAACCUUCAGUUCGGUAAAAUUCCUGAAGGAAAGGUGUGACGCCUGCUGCAUAAAUAUGGUAGGAAUUUACGUUUAUCAAGCAGAUCGAUCAUUUUUUACAUUAACCCAUGCCAGUAUCUUAACCUUACUCGUCAGGCUCACUAUGGCAGUUUAAGUAAAAACCUGCUAUGCUUUAAUGAAAACAUAAUAUUCGUUUUACAGCAUAUUAUCAUUACGUAGUAAGAAGCAUCGAAAACAGCGCGGAAAGUUAGCAUCUCGCAUAAAUUAACUACACGUCUGCCCACUUUCAUUGUCAAAGAAGAUGCUCUUGUCUUUGCUUUAAACAACAUUUGGACAGGGUUUUUUUAAAGAUGUUAAGCCUCAGCUAUUUUUUUAACUUUGCUAAAAAUCCCGAAAAUAUCUAUCAGGUGAGUAUGGAAAGUCGUUAGGGAAUCCACUAAACUCCGUUCGAUUUCCCAAUGAUCCUCGACUGACUAAGUUCCGUUAUUAAUAGGUGAUAUAAACGGAUUGCCUAACCUAGUUCGUUUAAAUGGCUUUCCUCAGUGUACUGGGUCUUUUCAAAUAAGGCGUGUAUCAAAAGGAGCAAAAAAGUACUUCUAUAUGUUGCAUACUUUCCCGUGUCUAUUACACAAGCAUUUUUAACCUUGUUUUGCUUAAUUCAAAAAAAAAUUAUUUAUGAAUUUUGGUCAGUUCGAAAGAAAUCUUAAAAGAAGGUUGACUGAUUUGAUAACGACUGAUUAACGGUGUUUGUUGCUUGACGUCAAAGUGCGAAUCCGCUAAAAUGUUCGGAUUCCUAAUUUGUUAGUUUUUUGUCUACCAUACAGAGAAGUAUCUCUUUAGUGCACUUUCUAAAUAGUCUCUCAUUUGAUUUAUGAAUUUGUUUUUAGAGAAAACGGUUUUGAAAGAUCUUACCAUCUCCAAAAGUAACUAGCGCUCUAAAUUACAUUACAAAAUUACGUUAUAGAUGCUUAGGUGAUUUUGAUGCAUGUCUUGCAGUAAAACCCAAGAAACCGGCUGAUAUUAAGACGAAUGCCACUUUGCCUUUGGAUUUUUAAACAGUUGUUGACUGGUUCAUUUUCAUUCAUAGUUAAAAAUUAAUAACCGACAAAAAUUAAUAAACUGAUCCUCUGAAAAUUACCAUCUUUAGAACCAGUCGAAAACAAGCUGAGAAAGGUAGAUAUUACCGGAUAGGGGACUAAAACCAUAGAGUUUUAUAUCUGAUAACAGCUUUUGCUCUGCCUUAUGAGAAAAUGGUUGUCGCGUCAUCGGACUCUAAUAAUUCAAGUCACAACUAAUUUAUUCUAAUAUUUCAUCGGAAAAUUAGUAAGUUCUCUACAUAGAUUAAAUCAGAUAGAACCUCAAAAGCGUAUUCAUUUCUCCAUCUUCAAUGUUUUCUGCACAAUAACGAAGGAAAAAAAGAUGCAAGCCUCAAAGUAGAAUAGUAGGACAGAAAAACGAUCUUCUCGUAUGUGUAGAAUCUGCCGAAAAGAACAUGUUUAGUCAACCAUAUUUAGGCUGGUUAUGUUGCAAAGGGAUAUUACUAUUAAAAGGAAAGCACGUGACAAAUCAAGUCCGCAUUAAAACAAAAAAGCUUCUUGACAAGAGUAAGGAAAACUGAAAAUAAGAGGGGUUUUUUGGAAGAAUCAUGAUUCCUGUGAUUAUUUCUGCUGGAUGCUACUACGCUUUUUUAUGUUAAUAUUCCAGAACAACGCCCACCAAAAACGACGAGUUUUACGAUUGCAACUAAACUGUGAAUAUUCAUGAGUCUCUGAAUAACAGUUUCAAAAGUCUCAAAUGUUCGACAGGUUUAGUAAAAUAAAUAGGUUCUCAUCUGGACUUCAAAACUUCGUGUUUUCCUAAAUUUGUCAAGUCAAUUUUGAGUUCUUUAUUGCCAUUAAUGCUUCCCGAAAAUUGAAAAAUUUAGCUUACGAGUUUAAAACGAGCGGAGGUGCGUGCAGUGAGUCGACGCAGAUUACUACCUUAUUCAGUAUGUUUUUUAACUAGUAUUGACUGUUAACGCUUGCGAAAGACCUUUGUUAGCGGCUUAUAUCUCAGAGAAUGUCAGGUUUACAAGUAACAUAUGAAUGAGACUUUUGAACUAUUAUGCGCAACAGAGUUUAUGGCAUACAAUGAAGAAAUGCAACUCUAAGAUUAUGACAUAUUAACAUUCUAAAUCAAAAAUAGAAAGGACGUUUGCAUUUAGCACAACCAGCAAACACUGUGGUCACAGGUUAGUCGGAAGUAUACAUUAACUUGUAUUGAGCGAAAUCAGUUGUCGUUUGCCCACCAGAAACAAACUUCUGCAUAUGUUUAGUCGCAGAAGUAGUUAUGAAACCCAUUUAAAGGCAGCUCGUAUAACCGUGUGGUUGUUAAUUGGUUCACAGAAUUGUUUCCGUGCAUGCGACAUCUAUUAAGUGGAAUAUCGCUAUAAAUAAGGUGUAAGAAUCUUCUGGUUGUGCCCAGCCUUUUUUGGCAAAGAUCAACGGGAAAUCAAAAGCCAGGAGCCGCAUGAAAGCCACGUCUGUAACAAAUAUAAUAUUUAAUGCAAUGUUUGACCUGUUAUUCGAAAACCUUUAUUUCUAAACAUUUUCUCCCUUCGCCGAUUAGCAAUUCCCCCAAUCCCAUCUAGUUGGUUCUGGGUUUUCACAUUUCCCUGAUGAUUCCUAGUAUUAUAUUUGUCUGUUCUAUAUAACUAAACUUGACGCAUUUUCUCUAGUUCGAACACUAUUUACUGUAUACUGACGAAAUUUUAUUCAGUUCCUUUCGAAGAGCAAUCGUGCGUACAAAUUUUCGACUGCCGGAAAGAAAUAAUUCGCAUAGAUAUGUCAAAAGUAGAUUUUAAAAACAACACAAAAUGGCUCAAAUUCCGUUUUAGUCCUACCUCCUGGGCAAAAAAACUGUGGGACUGCUUCCAGCUUCCCAGCUAUAUAAUGCAGACCCACGGGUAAUCUAUCCAAUCAAGGAUAAUUCCAUGCAGAUCUUGGAAGUGAUCCUUCUGAUAAAGUACUUGACUUUAUUUCGAAAAGUACUUUUGUCUUUUGUAUCAAACAGUCGAAAUAAUAAAAGAUAAGGAUAACGCCAGAGCCCCUCUUCUUUAGUAAUGCAACCCAUGCGCAAAAGUAUGUUAUUCAAUAUCAUCCCGUUAACUAAUGAAAAUCGUCUUUGCGUAAAAGGAAGUCAGCUGCUGUAUUUACCCACUAAAAGCAAAUGUCGUCCACCGAACGAGUCGUAAUACGAUAUCAGUAGACGUAGGCAAAACUUUGCGGGUUCGACAUAUUUUACGAUUGUGUAGACCGGGAGGGCCAAAUUCUGAACAGGAAUGCAGCCAAGAGUUCUGAACUUACAGCAUGGUGUGAACUUCAUCGGACACAAAAUAUUUUGGUGGGAUCUCAAGUGGAAAAUAUUACGGAGGUGCUUUGGCAGAUUUCAAAUAAUUCGCUCUGACCCAACUGUGAAAAACUUGGUGCUUCGGUGGGAUUCGAACUCACGACAGCAAGGUGAGGCUUUAGUACAGCCAACGCUCUAGCCAUCUAAAUUACGAGGCUCCACCGGACGACGCGAGUUUAAUCAAAUUUGGGUCAGGUUUACACGAACAGCCUACUGCAACGUGUGGGAUCAGCUUACUAUAUCAGAGGAGGUGGAUUCCAGACGUUUCAGUAGGUUUGGCGGGUAAACUUAACCCAAAUUUGAUUAAACUCGCGUCGUCCGGUGGGACUCUAAAUCAGAUGGAUGAAGCGUUGGCUGUACUAAAGCCUCCCCUUGCUAUCGCGGGUUCGAAUCCCACUAAAGCACCCAGUUUUUCACACGUGUUUCAAAGUGAAAAAUAUUACAAAAAUGGGGUUGCAAAGCAGGUUAUAACAGAACAUGCUUCCAAACAAAUUUAUUUGCAUGGACUUGCUGAUAUUUCUUAUGUUUUUGGACAAAUUUUUAAAAAAUCCCAGAGUUUCAUCCAGUUCUUAGUGCGCUUUGUUACUGGAUUUUGACAGUCAUAUAAUUUCAACUGCAGUAGGUGGGGUAUCGAGUGAAUAUACUGACUAAACUUCCGACGUUUAUUCGACUAGACUGAAUUAUUUAGGCGAAAUUGCGACACUGGCGACCGUGGUGUGUCUUUUAUAAUCCUUUUGGUAGUAACUUACGGUUUUCUUUAAACCUCCAUAUCCCACCAAAGGGUACCUUUUUGAUUUUAUAAAGUUUAUACAUAAGAGAUUUUUUAAGCCCUUGAAAUUUUUAUUCAAAUAUCAUCUUAUCCGUCAGUUUAUUAAUGUUCCCUAUGAGUUGUACAGCAUAGUUCCCAUUCACUGUAUAAUUUUUUGAGUCCUAUAUGGUGUCUUAAUAACUGCGUAAAACAUUAUAUGAUUUUCCUUACAUGAAAGGAAUAGUCAGUAAGUUGAAAACCUUAAAGCUAGUACAGUUGCCGGCCAAAUCCUUAAGUAUUCCGGAAUUUAAAAAUCCUUUUAAACCAGGUGGUAUCCUGCCUUUAAACACAAAACAGUAAGAGGGUCUACUAUGAUGCAAAAAAUACAAAAACAGGUUUUGCAUAGUUUAUAUCGAAUAUAUUUGGAUUUGUAAUGGCGUGAAUGCAAGUGCAAAAAUACAUUAUAUUAAUUAGUUUUUAACAAAAGGGGUUAAUGUGUUCGGCCGAAAUAACGAUCCACUCAGAAUCCGGCAUCUCGUUGUGACGUAAAUAUCUCAGGAGUAUGCAACAAGGUAAUAAGUGUUACAACCCAACCUAUCAACUUCUGUCUAGUCAAAAAACCAUUUCGGAAUUUCAGUUACCACUUCCUGAGAUGCACCACUUAUUGCAUUUCUCUAAAAAAAUGCGCAAGACUCACCUUCAAGCAUAUAAUGCUUUUUUAAAACUGCACCUCCUAUGGGUGACGGAGUUCGGCUCUACAAGAAUCCACUACUUUUUCUGAAGAUUUGCAUAUGUCAUUCUAGACUUUUCAACUUACACAUUGGGCUAUUUCUCUGAAAACUUUAAUCUAUUCUUCAUACUGCAACACAGAUAAUUUUGUGUUCCUAGAGCAUUUCAGUCUAAACGCAAGUAUACUAGGUAGCAUAUUUGAUCAUGUCAGUUCCGCAAAUAUUCUAAAACUUGCGAGAUUUAUAACUGGAUAUGCUACUAAUUUAAUACCUAGUUAAGCUCAGAGGAGACUUUUUAUUAGGUAGGAAUACGAAACGAAGGCGUUGCCGGUUAUUUUGGGAGGGACGAUGACUGAUUGACGUUCGUGUGGAGGCGUCUGCGCAGUGCAGACCGUGUAAGCAACGGCGUUUUUCGAAUGGAUCUUCCCAUUCAAAGGGAACAGGCUAAGCUGCACGAAGAAACCCCGGACCAUGCAUCUUACUACUCUGUUUUGCGACCUUAUAAAAGCAAAUUUUUUCGGGUGAUAGCAUAAAAAGACGCUUCUAUCAUGGUGAUUGAGUUUGAUUGUAACCUGUUACCUGUCCGCUAAGAUUAUAGAUGCUGAUCACUGCCCUUUUGUUGAAAAAAUAGUGCAUACAGGCGUCAACUCCUUGUUCAGGCCUGAAGCAGCUUGCAUAUUUUCAGGUCCCAGCAAUGAAAUGUUAAAACUACGUCAAUAUCAGUUCAUUAAUAACAUAAUCUACCUAUCUAGACGUCACCUAAGAUUACUUGAAUACCAGCAAGUUUUAUUGUUUUACGACAAAUUCGGUUUCCAUGCUUUCGGAAUUUUUAUGAAAUGGUGUUAUUAUUUUAAAUUAUUCGGAGUACUUUUAACAAAUUAUACGGAAUAAAGAAUUUGGUUGUCUAAAAACAAUGCGUUUGAUUUGUGAAGAGCGCAGUGUCCACAGCAAACUUUAGUAGUGACUGGCAACUGAUCACGAUUCUAGCUAACGUUUCUUUGUCAGCUCGUGCUUUUUAAGUGCACUCUGCGCGGACAGGCCUCAUAGGGCGCUACUUAACGAGGCCGAAGUAGUUACAGACAGGGGAGAAUUAGUCUGUAAAAGAUCGAUAAACGCGGUUGGCGUCUGCGGUCAGCCAGCAAGCUGCUUUUAAACUUGCAUAACCAGACCGUUUCUGAAAAUAAGAGAACACCACCUUCACGAAAUAAAGACGUGCUAUCGAUAAUUAGGGUUCCGUUUUGGACUUCUUCGAUAAACUAAAUCGAGUUGUGGAAGCAAAGUCCUAGCAAUAUAAACAAAGGAGUAUUCUCAAUGGUCUCUAUUAAAAAUUCGGCAAUUUAAACGUUAAGACGUUUUUAAACCAAGCUGAGACAUUUAUUAGGGAAUCGUUCAAAAUUCGGAAGAAUAACGGCGUCGAGUAAGCUGAGAACAAACGAUUGUUGGAAACUUAUCAUGAAACAAGUUAGUUUAUUAGGUCUUUUGAUAGUUAAAAUUAGCGAUUCGUUUUCCGCGCGGAGAAUAAGUGCACACCGCAUCAGCGGACUUUAAUGAAUGGGGCGUGCCUUGAAUUUUCGCCUAAAUUAAAGUGCAUGUAAAUGCACAGAAAAAGCAUUUCCGACUUUCUACUGAGCGGCAUAAUAAACACUAGUUUAGUGCCAGUUGCGAAAUUCAGUCUGAAUUUUGUAGAUCGAUUACGGCGAUUUCGAGGUAGUCUUGAUGAAAGCAAUCGAAGUUAGAAGGAACACUGACGAGGGCGAGGACGACUAGAACGUCCACUCCUGCUUAUUUGUUUUCAAUAGUCCGCUGUGCAACAGCACAAUGUCCUGACCAGCAUCAUUGAGGUAUUUAAGUCAAUAGCCUCGCCAACCGAGGAGCGGACCAACGCCGUGCCAGCCAUUAUUGGACUAAUUAAAAAUCACCGGAUGCCAGAAUUUGCCGAUCUUUCACAACAGUUGGGUAGAAUCCCUAUUAGGAAAUGCAAUGAACGGUAGAGAAGUGGUACCGACAAAGGUUAAGUACAGUGAAAUCAGCAUAUUGACAUAUUCUUCGUUAUAAGCAAGCCAAACACUAGUCCUCAUCUGAAAGACCCGAAACUUGAAUCGGGGUGAGUUAUCAUUAAAGAUUUGGAUUGACUUCAGUAACAUUUAAUCCGUGUCUUCACACCUUGUCAGUUGCAGUCGGGCAAUUGAGGCCUAAGUGACUAAUAGACAGACAAAAUAUAAAUUGCAUUAUGACAGCCGGCAAUAAAAGAGUUUGAGUCCGAUGGUCGAUAAUCAUCUGACCCUAGUUUUAAUCUCGGGGCAUUCAAGCAUGUUGUUCGUGCUAGUGUCAGAGAAAGGUAAAUAGGUAAAGAAAUAUUCAUUUGCCCUUAUUCCUUCCACAUUUUAAUUGCUUGAUGUGGAUCACACAGUUGUCCCCAAGGUGGGACACGCGGAGUAGGUCCGCCCCCAUAGCAAUUCAGAUGGCCUUGCGUUAAAUUCCAGGAGGUCACCCAGUCCCGAGUCUUAACUCCUACUACUAACGUUAGUCCAAACCAAAGGCAUAAAUGAUCCUUACUGGCUUUUUCACUGAGCAGUCUUCACGUGCAACUCAUUGUUAACCAUUAAGCCAAAAAAGAAAUCAGUUUCUUUUCUGAGAGGGAUUAUUGAAACCCAUGUUCAUGCACUCGAACGUAAAUUUCAAAAGUAACUUCGAAAUGUACUCCAUCGUACUCGCGAGAUUCAUAUAAGCUAAAUGAUGGGGAGCGUGUUUUGCAAAAUUUUCUACAGCUGCCCGGAGCAGCUGUGAGGCAGUUGGAUCCGCAAUGUGUCGUUCAAACUUCCGCUUGUAGUUUAAGACAUACUGUCACCCUAAUCUAUGCUGAGUUUUUCAGUUUAUCUGAGUGCACUGCAGGAAACCAAAGUCAAAUGGUUGCGCUUGAUAUUAUCUGGCUUUCUCCUGACAUUGGCGUUUAGGAAUCGGUGAAUGCACUUCUAGGUGUUUUCAAAACAGGACAAAGCUGAACAAAGGACAUAUAAUAACCUGAAGGACAUCUUAAAAUGUCCAUUUGGAUAAAAUGUAAGGUAUAAUGUGGUUUUAUCAAUAGGAAGAUGAAAUCAGCUUAACGAAACAGCGAUUGUUGGGCAACAUAAAAUUACGUGCCUUGUAGCUCGUGGAGCAUGAUGACACGGAAAAGUGUGACAUACUGGUAUCCUGUGAGGUCAAAUUAUGUAAUUAACCAGAUUUCCUGCACUAGAAAAACUAACGUGCACUUUUAUCGAGGCUCCCAAGAGAGAAGCAGGUCCAUCAAUAAAAGUUUCCUUCUGUGGCACUUAUUUUUUAUUGAGUGGUCAAACUACAAAAAGGGUUGGUAGCAAUGAAGUCAGGUUAGUAAAUUGGAAGCAGUUAUCUCGGUUAGUCGCAGGUGCUCUGCACAAAUACCCUAAUGUAUAACAGAAAAACAAAUAUUGCCUUGCAACUUUCUACGAAGAAACGAAUCUGCUGUAAAAUCGCAAAAAUAAUAAAUAGGCGAUGCAUUGCAACAUUUAGAAUAAAACGCUGGCAAGAGUGUGGUUUAUGGCGGGGGUUACUUACUCCAGGGUGCAUUUGUGUUGAGAAAAAUAGAUGAACAUCUAAGAACUUUCGGGUUCCACAAAUAGUGAUCCUUCAUAUUGCCAUCAAUUAAAAUGGAACACCAUUUUACCAUUUAGUGAUAAUAGUUAAUGAAUGUGGUUCAGGAAUUGUCAAAAAAGCAUUACAUCGUCGUACUCCGAUGACCACUCUAAAGCACCUUGCCCAUCCUUACGCAACAGCCACUGCAGGGUUUUUUUUACUCCCUUUUCUGGUACGUACAAACAAAUGUCUUCAGUUAUUUUCUUUUAGCGCAAUUACUCUCUGGAGUAAUAAGCCCCGGCCAUGAACCAUACCCUUUCCAAAACGUUUCUAAAAAUUGACGUUUAUUUUAGUUGCGAACAUUACAGAGAAAAGGCCCUUUGCUUGUUGAAUUGAGUAGAGGCAAACGAUUUUUUAAUGGAGACUUAGCCCAUUUUUAUUUUCCUCACGAGAGGGUCAUUGUUUGCCGCGACAAGCGUGUGCUCUAUAGAUCCACACAGACGAUUGUAUACACCUUUGAACGUUUGAGUCAGGCCUCACUCCCAAACGACGAUGCAGUGAAAGUGUAUUUUCUCUCUUAGGAUCGGAAAGCAAAUACAGCAGGAACCACAGUAAGAAGUUGAUAUAAGGAACCCUGGAAAACGCAACACAAGUUUUCAGGCUGAGCAAGGUUAGCGGAAUCUAGAACUGGGUCUCGGCAACAGCAAAUGUUAGUCGUAUGGUUAACAAGGACUGGAAACCGGCGGCUUUAGUCGUUUGAGGGAAAUACAAAUCGCUACGAAGCAUUUAAUGAUAACCGCCACUGGCUACCCUUGCAUGUGACAGUCUCUCCAGGUGGUUUGUAAAUCAAAGCAUCACACUAUAAGUCCACUACCAUGAUAAUUCAGCAGCAAAAAUACACGAUGGAUAUUUGAUGUAUUUGUGUGCUCAAAUGAACAGCAUUCAUUAAGUCAACCAGAGUCUGAAGCCUAAAUAUGUCCUAUAACGGAGGCGUCGGAAUAAAUAAUAAAUAGCUAAAAUCAACAGCCUGAAAUCCGAUAAUGCCCACAAGUCCGAAUUUUUAACCGUCAGCGGUAUGCGCUCUCACCAUGUUGUCACAAAGGGGGCACCUUCAGCAGCCAGAAAGACCGACUUCCUCGCCAACGUGUUUUCCGAUUUUCUAUGUCAUGCUGCAAACCACUGUACAUUAAUCAUGAUAGUUCGCCGAAUGCCAAUGUCCUACGUCCCCCGCCAGUUGCCAAAAUGUCAGGCAUGCAGAUAAUCAUUCGUCGGGAUGGAGAGGCAAUUGGCACUAUUAACUACAUGUAUCAAAAGGACAGUGUGAACGGCUAACAACAGGAGGUUUGAAACUAGUAAACGUUGACAUAUAUUCUGUGUUAAAAAUCAGCCGAAAGUAAUCGGCUACAGAAGCCAUAUGAGUCGGAAUUUGGUAUUAUCUCUCUAGUUCAUUGUGCCAAUCUAAGUUAACAACCGAUAAAAGUAUGUCACAUUAGCGCACCGGUAGACUCUAGGUGAGUCUCAGCCUCCCUUUACGAGGUUCAUUUAUGUCCCAUAGCAAAGGAAGCCUCCAACAGCAUUGCCACGACGACAGGAAAAUAUUCUUUAUCUGUGCAACACGGUGCACGUUAAACGGAAUCAAAAAAUCAGACCCAUAAAGCGAAAACUACCAGAUACAGAUAUGGUUGAGUUUCAUUAUCUUAUCAAAAAGUUUAGUCGACUGAAUACACCGAAGUUUGCACAGGGAACUGCAUGUCUCCCAAUUACAUGGAACAGAGAUCUGGAUAUGUAAAGAAAAACGCGAAAAUGUUAAACAGCGUGAAAAAUACCUUACUAAUAUGUACGAGAACUAAAACACUAUGUUGGCCGCAUUGUCUGAAAAUGUUGCUAUCCUCGUAAAGGUUCCAAUGUAUCUUAAAUCAUCUUUCUGGCAAGAACGGUCCCUAAAUUACCAGACCUCUAAAAAUGAGCACAUCCAUUUGCUGUGUCCGUAAACAACCGUUAAAACAAAAACUAGUGCGUCUAUGUCUGUGAAAGUUAAUGAAUGCUAUUAGUUGGAAACUGGAAAAACAAUCCCUGAACCAUUCAUUCUCCCUUACCUAACUUUAUCCGCAUUUUAUGUUCUACCUUAUUUUUUAUAUUUUUUUUCCAUUUUUCUUCCUCCCGGAGCAUUGUUUAGUGUGAAACAUGUCAGUAGUUACUCUAGCACUUAUAGAAAAAUGUUGUUCCUAAAGCCUACAGCAUUUCUUUGACCUUUCUAUUUGUGCGCAAUUUUAUUGCACCAUUUUAUGCUGCCUAUGAAAGCAGUGGCACAUUCAAUUGGGCGAGAGUAUAAAACGUGAUCGCAUAUUUUUUCAAAACGCACCUUCAUAAUUUGCGAUAAGAUGCUUUCUAAACAAUAGGCGUUGAAUUGUGGUUUGCUGUUUUCCUCUCUUCUGUACUAUGGAUAAAUGGAUCUGUAGCAUAUUGUGUCUGUGAAGGUAUAUUUGAAUUCGGAACGUCUUAAAUCACUCCUGAAUGUUAUACGUAACCCUAUCUCACUAAGAUACUUGUUAAAUAGGGGUAAGUGAUUAGGUAUUUGACAUCCCGUUAUGUUGCUGAAACUUCUGGGCUUUUGACUGCAAGGCGUAAGUCGUCCCAAUGACUUUCCCUGUUAUUUAUUUCGCUUUUAAAGAAAUAUUUUUUAAACCUUUUAGAAACCGCGGCUACAAAACCAACGACCGGUUUUACUUGGCUUUCGGGACUCAAAUUAUGUGGAUGUAUGCGUCGUUAAUGUGAAAUAAUCAAAACACAGCGGCCUUCACAACGUCUAGAAUGCCAGAUUCCUCCUUAUUAUUUUCAAACGAAGUUCUCAAUGUCAUUAAUUCACGCUUUAUCCAAUGACGUUCAAAGAAUUUUAUUUUCCGCAGUGACUUAUGUUCAAUAAAACGUCUGCUUUUAAAAUGAAAUUCCAUUCAAUAUGUGGUACUGUCUUAUUUUUCAUCGCUUUUCAUUAUUCACAGGCUUCAAAAUUAACGAUUGA
Molecule: messenger RNA, 14844 nt
Organism: Spirometra erinaceieuropaei
Lineage: Eukaryota; Metazoa; Platyhelminthes; Cestoda; Diphyllobothriidea; Diphyllobothriidae
Source: the annotation of a GenBank genome assembly